Molecule: messenger RNA, 870 nt
Organism: Plasmodium coatneyi
Lineage: Eukaryota; Apicomplexa; Aconoidasida; Haemosporida; Plasmodiidae
Exons: 1
Coding region: 1-870 (289 amino acids)
Biological process (GO): cell division
Molecular function (GO): protein binding
Source: RefSeq, a predicted model, not a curated record
AUGGGAGGAUUUUCAAGCAAAAAUAUGGAAUAUUACAACUACGCCAGUAUGAAGCUGCUGGACAGGAACAAAUACAUAAAUGAAGAGGAAGAAGAAGAGGACGAUCACUACUCCAAAAAAACUGACAUCCGAGAAACGAUUAAAAAAGCGAGAGAAAUAAGAAACUGUAAUUACAAGGAAUCGAUGGAUUUAUAUAUAAAAGCACUGAAGAUGCUAAAGAAGUUAAAAGAAAACAACUCCAGGAUAUAUAGGAAUGUUCUCGAAUUUGAAAUAAGGCCACAAGAAAUAGCUAGCAGUGUGUCAUUAAACAAUGGUUUAGAAAAAAAUAACUACCUAAAAAAAGAGGGCGAUAAAAAUUAUGCACACGCCUCACCCCAUGACAAUCAAGCCAUAUCGAUAAAUAAUAAAAUUGCAUCUCUGUACAACGAAAUCGCAGACCUUUGUUGCAUUCACGAUUUUAUAGAAAAAUCCCUCUUCUAUUAUGAUAAGGCUUGUUCAUAUAACCCUUCCAAAAUUGACUAUAUAUACAAGAAGGGGGUUUUAUUUCAACAAAUGAAUGAGACGGAAAGGGCCAUUAACACCUUUAAAAUUAUUCUGUCUUCGGAGCCGAAUCACAUUCCUACAUUGUUUUCUCUGGGUAAUUUGUACAGAUAUAUAGACAACCACAUUGCCCUUUCUUACUUCGAGGCCAUCCUGAAAAUCGAGCCAAAUAAUACAGAAGUUUUAUCCCUCAUUGCUUCCUGCUAUGAUAACUUGGGAAAACUGAAUGAAGCCAUUUCGUAUCAGAAUAAGGCCGUCGAGAUCGACCCCGACAAUUUCAACCACAAGAAGUUUGCCCAGAGGCUUAUCGAAAUGAAGUCCCAGAAUUGA